Molecule: messenger RNA, 5676 nt
Organism: Aspergillus versicolor CBS 583.65
Lineage: Eukaryota; Fungi; Ascomycota; Eurotiomycetes; Eurotiales; Aspergillaceae
Gene: pkhB
Product: putative sensor histidine kinase/response regulator
Exons: 3
Coding region: 1-5676 (1891 amino acids)
Biological process (GO): phosphorelay signal transduction system; protein autophosphorylation
Molecular function (GO): histidine phosphotransfer kinase activity; phosphorelay sensor kinase activity
Source: RefSeq, a predicted model, not a curated record
AUGGGGGAAGUUUACAGCAUGAGAACGCCUCCGUUUCCAUCGCCGGCUGAGGCCCCUUCUGUUGCCGCUUCUCCGUCCCACCACCAUUUCUUUUCCCAAUCACUUUCCAGUUUUGCCCACGAUGAAGAUGGUCCAUAUACAGUCGAUGGAAUCUAUCAGUCGAAAGAUGACAAUUGGAAGGCUAACUCUCCGCAUUAUUCUGCGCUGCUCGAACAGACCGCGACUCAACACCGGAUACCCCCCUCAGUCGAGCAAGAGAAUUUGGAGAACUUGGAUGCGAGGAACGGAUUUGAGGAGGAUCUGGGUCGAAGCCAGCCAACCCUGAAAGACCUCCGCCGGCAGAUGGAAGAUUUGCUUGCAUACCAGCAGAUGCGCAAGUCAGAGCACCAAGGCUCUUCCGAACCCCAGGAAACCGCUCCGUCGCAGGGUUCCGUUACAUCCGUUCCCCAGGAGUCGACCAAGAAGAGACGAAUUUCAAAUGUAUUGUCGCCGCAAGUCGCACCAUCCCUCACAGGAGCGUCCGAUUCAGCCGGAUCCAGUGGCACAAUUCGAGGCACGGAUUCCCAAACAACCCCCGAAGCGUUACCCGAGAGAACCCCGUCGUACCCGUUCCCAGAGAUGCCGCGGCAAACAACGAAACAGAAGCUUUUCUCCCAGUUGAACAACGGCUCCUUCAAGCUGACUCUCCCCUCCGACAAGCUAAAGGGUCCUGUCGCAUCGUCACAACUGCCCGUCGAAGGACAAGCUGUUUCGGGCAUACUUCCAGCUUCCAACCGGGCUUUCAUACCGCCAGAUAAUAAACCCGUGGUGGAAGACCCGGCCUACCCGAGUCCGAACCUCUAUGAGCUUACAUUGCAGCUUAAUGCGGAUCCAGGACUUGAUGCCUGGUGGACCAAUGUUGUUCAGAUACUACGGACCCAUUAUGGUGUGGAGCGGGCAUCACUUGCUGUACCAGGCGACUCAACCGAUCUUGAGAACGUCCCCUGGGGCCAGAAGGCGAUUUACAAUGAGAAUAUUGCUGAAGUCGAUGAAUUACAUCGUGGGUUGAAUGAUACAGACAAAACUGAAGGGACUAACCCGAAGGUUUUCGUUCGUACGGAAAAAGAGAAGGAGGUUCCCGUUGUGCCGGAUACGGCAGCUGGUCUCGCGACACCAGCUAGUUCUCUGGCCCGGCCGCCACUCUUUUCACGACAUUCCUUUGCUGGGUUUGGCAAGGAGAGACAAGCGUCUCGCUUGAAAGAUGAGAAUGCCUUCCUUGGGGCAAAGAGCCCACUCAACAAGCCGGACACUACACCAAAGAAACAAGAUAGCCAAAACCCAACACCCGUCCAGACAGCUCCUUUGGACAUCUCAAAUGUGCCCCCGCAAAGCGACCGACUCGCUGUCUUCCCCACGCCUAGAGCUCUGGAGGUCGAACAAGAUCCUCUUAUCAAGAGAACUGGCGUUGUGAAACUAUUUGGGCGCACGAAGCCUGUGAUAUUGACCCGAGAGUACUCCCAUACCUCAACAUCCAAGCAGCCUCAUGAUGAACUCGUUCAAACCCCCGAAGACAAAGUCCAAGUGACACCAACGGCUGAGCCUUCCCAUGUAACAGCCCCGAGGGCCAGAUCUAUUUCAAACCCCGCCGCGUCUGCCCGUCAACCCCAGCGCCUUCCUUUAAUGGAGUUCCUUGAUGAGUAUGAACAGAUUCCUCCAUCUCCUUGGUCGCAGUCUCCAGCACCUUCUCCGGCGCCUCGCGCUCAUCCUGAGCAAGAUCCAUUCUUCUCAAACCAUACUGUCGACGAAACCGCCUUCUCCAAACGUCCUCCGUUGCAUGACUACUCCAACCCGGAUCCCCUGGAGGCCAUUGGUGUCGAUUUGGCGAAAUCUGUUGUUCACAUUCCAUUGCUACAUGCUGGGCCUUCAAAACAAUCGGCUUCGUCUCCAUUAAGGUUUCCUGUAGCGGUUAUCUCGAUACUAUCACCGGCAAUACCUUAUCCUUCUAAUUUAAGGCAGUCUCUAGCCUUUCUAAUGCCUCACCUCACCACCUCAUUCUGUCUGGCCCAACAUUAUAGUCAACUCGAGCGACAGUUUGCGUCCCGGCUUGAAGUUCCUCGUUACGGUAACCUUCUCGGACUCGGUGGGACAUUUUCCGACGAGAGUAGCGAGCUAGAACUUGUUGCAGGUCUUAGUGGACAUGUCAGUUAUACGGUAACGGAAGACGGUUCUCUAUCUGCGAGGGCCAGUUUGUCUAGUCCUGAUGAGAGGGGAAGCUCGGCCAGGUUCAGCCCUUCAGUCUCAGCUUUAGGUACCCCCUGUCUUGAUCCGAAUAUGGCCGGUGGAUCGUCCUUGAAUGUGUCUGAGUCCCCCGGGCUAGGUGCUCGGUUUUCUGGCAAAGAACCUUUCGACAGCUAUUUCAACGUUCCACGCUCCAAAACUUCCCGCGAAGCGGCUAGUCAACCUAAACAUCGUCUGGCAAAGAUGAGACAGGCUGUCGCCUCUCCUUCGGCUAUUUCACCCGGGAAAACCUGGGAGCCUCCCAUGCAGGACCAAGGCUUGGCGAUCACCUCCCCCCACGAGGUUAAACCCCCAUCGGUUGUAUCACCAACGCAGGCAUCCUCGCGCAACCACUCCAAUAACUCCUUUUAUGCCCAGCUCCAGCGCGAGCUACCGCGUCCUUUUACCGACACAGUGGCACAGCUUAUGUUGAACUCAGUCCCUUUGCAUCUUUUCCUCGCGAAACCACAAAGUGGGGAGGUCAUUUGGACUAAUUCGAAGUUUGAUGCGUAUAGGCGAAGCCAACCUCAGGAACAAAAGUUGAGGGACCCUUGGCAAAAUAUCCACAACAGCGAACGUGACCAUGUGGCUGACCAGUGGGCAAAUGCAUUGCUUACGGGCUCACAAUUCACGGAACGAGUCCGCGUUAAGCGGUUUAAUGAUGAGGCAGCUUAUCGCUGGUUCAUUUUUCGGGCCAAUCCAUUACUCUCCUCGACGGGAGAGGUUUUGUACUGGAUCGGGUCAUUCCUCGAUAUACACGAGCAGCAUGUCACUGAGCUGAAAGCUGCUCAGGAGAGAGAGAAGUUUGCAAUUGAUGCUAAGUACCGGGCAUUUUCAAAUUCGGUCCCACAGAUUGUGUUUGAAGCAACUGAAUUCCGCGGUCUCAUUUUCGUGAACGAGCAGUGGCAUCUAUAUACCGGCCAGAAACUUGAGGACGCUCUUAACUUUGGAUUUGCGAAGCACGUACAUCACGACGAUUUAGAAAAGUGUGGUCUACUCUCACUUUAUCUUGCUUCCGGAUCUCAGAAAGUUCCCAUGACGGCUCCAUCAUCAGAAGGGUCGUCUGAAGCCUUAGGAGCAAAAGCAGAAUCUCAAUCUUCGCGUUUUGACAAUCGUGUAACUCCGGCUUUAGAUGAGCUUGUCAAGCGGGGUGUCGCUUCCGUCCAGCAAGACGAAAAUGGCCGUGUAUUCUAUUCGACAGAAAUCAGACUUCGGUCAAAGGGCGGUGAUUUUCGAUGGCAUCUUGUUCGCUUGGUUAGAGUUGAAACCAGCAGCUUCGGAAGUGGCGAGGCCUCGUGGUAUGGUACUUGUACUGAUAUCAAUGAUCGCAAGAACCUUGAAAGGGAGCUCAACAAGGCAAUGCAACAGCUCAACAACCAAAUGGAGUCGAAGACCAAAUUCUUCAGCAAUAUGUCUCACGAAAUUCGCACUCCGCUUAACGGGAUUCUUGGCACCAUCCCAUUUAUCCUUGAUACUUCGCUGGAUACAGACCAGAGGCGGAUGCUCGAUACGAUCCAAAACAGUUCGACAAAUCUCCGAGAGCUGGUUGACAAUAUUUUGGAUGUCUCGAGAGUCGAAGCUGGCAAAAUGUCUCUAGUCAGUUCCUGGUUCCAUGUGCGAUCAGUAAUCGAGGAUGUGAUCGAUACAGUCUCCUCCAGGGCCAUCGAUAAAGGUCUUGAAAUGAAUUAUCUCAUGGACGUGGAUGUACCCCCGAUGGUUAUCGGCGAUAGGUUCCGUAUCAGACAAAUUCUGAUAAAUCUUGUUGGCAAUGCGGUCAAGUUUACUGCACAGGGGGAAAUCCACAUCCGUUGUUCAAUCCGUCACGAUGGCGACCUUCAGAAACCAACGGAAAUAUUAUUGAAUUUUGACGUUGUUGACACAGGGAAAGGGUUUAGCGCGCAAGACGCUGAGCGGCUCAUGCAACGGUUUAGCCAGCUGGGCCAAAAUGCAUCGCAGCAGAAUGCGGGGAGUGGGCUUGGUUUGUUCUUGUCUAAGCAGCUGGUCGAGAUGCACGGUGGUCGGUUGACCCCGAGCAGUAAGGAGGGACAAGGAGCUAAGUUUUCGUUCUACGUCAAAGUCGACGCCCCGCCGCCGCCGGCUCCUGGCGAGGGUGCCUUUGCACGAGAAACACGUGCUCCUUCGAAAACGACCUCGUUUCAAAAGUUGCUUUUUUCGUCCAAAGAUACAUUGGAUCCAAAGGCCGCGGAAGCUGCUGACAUUCCACCAGCACUAGAGUCCCCGGUCUCUCAGCCCCCAACCAGUUUAGACCUUUCUGCUCGCUUUGGCCUUGGGGGCUCAUCAGAACGCUCUUCUUUCUCCUCUGCGCUGCCGACCCCUGAUGUGCAUAAUAUCGACCCUAUGACUAGAGUCGACACUUCCAAGUCACUAACUAGCCAGCCUGAGGCACCAGCUACCCCGUCUUCCGGCGUUGCAACUGAAGUGGAAUCGAAGUUGGAGCCUUUACAAUGUGAGGGCACAUAUUCAAUUGUCAUCCUCUGUCCAUUGGAAAACACACGCGAAGCUAUUACGCAACACAUCGAGCAAGUAGUCCCGCAUGAGAUUCAACAUUCAAUCACAUCAUUCCCCGAUGUCGAGGACUGGAAGGACUCAACCGACUUUGAUUCAGGCUCUCAGGUGACACACCUCGUGGUCAAUCUGCCUAAUGUUGAUGAGGUUAUGGAAGCUGUCAACUUCGUUGCGGCUUCCGAGCUAAACAAGGCGCCAACUCUCGUCAUUAUCUCGGAUCUCUACCAAAAGCGACAAAUAAAUUCCAGUAUCAAGGAGCUUUCUUCGAGCGGACGGCGUGUUUUCACCGUACCGAAACCGGUAAAACCCUCUGCGUUCUCGCCGAUUUUCGACCCAGGAAAUAGACGCGAUCUCAGCAAGGAUCGGAACCAGGACAUGGCUCGCGAGAUCAAUAAUAACUUCAAGACCAUGUCCAAAAUGGUGAAAGAGGUGAUUGGAAAUAAGGGCUACCGGGUAUUGCUUGUUGAGGACGAUGAAACAAACCGCAUGGUUAUGAUGAAGUAUCUCGACAAGAUCAAGGUCAUGGCAGAAACUGCAGGCGAUGGCCAGCGGUGCACGGACAUGGUCUUCUCGAAAGAGCCAGGAUACUAUUCCUUGAUCAUAUGCGAUAUUCAAAUGCCCAUCAAGAACGGUUACGAGACAUGCCGCGAAAUUCGUACAUGGGAAAUGAAGAAUCAUUAUCCCCAAAUCCCAAUCAUGGCUCUCUCUGCCAAUGCGAUGACAGAUCAAAUUGAGGACGCAGCACGCGCCGGAUUCAAUGAUUACGUUACAAAGCCAAUCAAGCAUAAUGAAUUGGGAAAGAUGAUGAUGGGCCUUCUUGAUCCCGCCCGACCACUGCUCCUACUUCGAGACCGACUCAGGGAAGGAAGCGAGGACAGCAAUCGCACAGGGUGA